Molecule: messenger RNA, 5484 nt
Organism: Saccostrea echinata
Lineage: Eukaryota; Metazoa; Mollusca; Bivalvia; Ostreida; Ostreidae
Product: synaptogyrin-2-like
Exons: 4
Coding region: 58-753 (231 amino acids)
Cellular component (GO): synaptic vesicle membrane; neuromuscular junction
Source: RefSeq, a predicted model, not a curated record
UAUUACCCUGACGUCAUUUCCUCGUGAGUGUGUGUAUGUUCUGCUACAAAUAAAACCAUGUCUGCAGGAGGUGGUGCCAGUGGUGCCUUUGGGGCAGGAAUGGCCGGUACUCCUUUUGAUCCUGUGCAGUUUAUAAAGAAACCGCAAGUUAUACUCAGGCUUGGAAGCACGCUGUUCGCAAUCAUUGUAUUUGGUUGUAUAUUAGCUGAGGGGUGGUAUGCUGGCCACUGUCAAAUGAAUGAUGACCCUAAUGCAUGUGGUUAUGGAACAGGAAUUGGAAUCAUUGCCUUUCUACUCUGUUUAGGAUUUUUAGUUCUUGAUGCUGUAUUUGAAAACAUCAGCAGUGUGCAGUAUCGAAAAUAUGUUGUCCUUGCUGAUAUGGCCAUCUCUGGUCUGUGGACUUUCCUGUGGUUUGUGGGAUUCUGCUACAUGACAGAUGCCUGGAGAAGAACAGAUAUAAACAACCAUACAUAUGUAGCCCCUCAUGACCAUGGAAAAAACAAUAUCCAGGCGGCAAUAGCUUUUUCCUUCUUCUCUAUUAUAACUUGGGGAGGUAUAACCUUCUUUGCUGUACGUCGUUAUCGUGAGGGAUUUGAAGACGCCUUUGCCCCGAGAAGUGGUUAUGAUGAUCAGACCCAGUCCUCUCCAUACUCCUCCUUUCCAGGUAGUGAGACGGGGGACCCCUAUCAGCAACCCCCAUUUAGUUCCCAGAAAGAGGCACCAAACUUUCAGCAACAACAAGCUACAUAUUGAUUUAGAGAUUAUCCAACAAAACUUUGAAAAGACAACUGUGUACCUAAGUCUGAUGUACAAGUCAGUGUAGAGGAGUUACAUGUUGAUAGGAGUAGAUAAGUUAUUACUGCUUUUUAUGUGAGAAUUGUUUCAUUUUACUGUCAUGUGUGUUUUAGUUGAGUGGAGCAUUAGUAUGUUAGGAUUUAGUUGUGUAAUUCCAGUGGGUUGAAAAAGAUGUUUUGGCAUAUCAUUUGGUACUUUGGAUGAUUGAUGUGUAAUUUUGUUUUCUAGAUCUCACAAGCUCACUUAUCAAUUGUUACAGUAAGCAAUUUUUUUCAGAAUCAUAUCAUAUGAUUAAUGAGACACAUCCAAGGGAAAUUUAUACAAAUUACAUGUAUAUUUAUAUAUACAUGUACUGAAGAAAUUAUGGCUUUUCUAGUAAAAAUUAUUGUGAGGGAGUGGAGAGCCAUUUUUAUUUAUAAGGCUGAGGAUUAAUAUUUUCUUCUCCAAAAAAUCACAAUGGUGGGAGAAGACAUAAGUUCAUUAUUGUUGGUGGGGGUAUAAUUAUAUAAUGUAAUGAUAAAUUAAAUACUGUUGAUCUUUUGGAAUUGCAUUAUUUAUUGAAACACCAAAAAUAAGUAAAUAUUUCUUGUUUAUUGAAUGGAGCAUGAUAAAUGUAUCACAGAACAUGUGGUACAUGUUUUUGUAUCACAUAAUUCAAGGAUAAGAAAUUUUUAUUACUAUAGUAAAUGAUUGGCCAAUGAUAAUAAAAUGAUAUUCCUUUUUGUACAUUUGAAGAUAUAUGGAAAGGGGGGGGGGGAUCUGUCAUAUAUUGUAGAAAACUUAACAAUGAGGUCAAGAAAACUCAUUAUGGAACUAUGUUAUUGUAAAUUAUUUAUAAUUUUGCUUGACAAAAAUUUUUUAAAAUCCCAUCAAAGUGGGGGUGGACACUUUGAUUGUAUCUUGGAGUUAAAUUCCGAAUGGUGUCAUUUAGGCCUUGUUUCAGUGUCUUUUCUGGCAUAGAAAUUCUUUUCUUUCUCAUGCAGCAGUAUAUCACAAGACAGACUAUUGAAUCAAAGUGGGGUUUACUGUAAAUAAAUUCUAAAAAUGGGGGAUGUAAAAUAGUUGGCACUCCAUACUCACAGAUAAUAUUAUCUGGAAUAGUCCUGAAAGUUCUGCAAAUUCAUUUUUCUGUGAAAAUGUUUUAUAUCAAUCAUCUAAAAAAUGCUUAUAAGUAUAUGGCAUACAGCUGUACAUGUACAAAGUUGGUUUAAUAUAGAAAUCCUAUAACAGCAUCAAGUGCUGUUUAAUAUAUGUAUAUAUGUUAUAUUGUGUAGGUUAGAUAUACUUUACAUUCCAUUCUGUGCUUUCAUUUCCAUACCUGAAUUUCACAGGGUAGAUAUAUUACAUGUUAUGAAUGACUGAAAACAAAAAUGAAACAGAAUUCUUCUCUGUCAAUUUUUAUUUAUAUAUAUGAAGAAUUAUAGCAGUUUAAACUAAAAACAAAUUUUCUUAUCGAGUUAUGUUGCUACUGUCCAUGGACAUCUAAUUAGGAAAAUUUAAAUGUGUAAAAAUGUAAAAAAUGAACUCAAGAAACUGUUCCCAGUAACUCUACAGUAACUAAACUUUAUAUAUUUCUAAAACUUGAAGUUCAAAUGUUAUAUUGAACUGCAAAGUUAAAUUUUCUCACUUUUCACCAAAUUAUAUGGCUUGACCAAACAUAAGAGUUGUUUACCUAAACAGAUAUCACUUUUUAGUGAGAGAAGAGGCUAUUUAAUCAAAGAUACUUGAACUUUUGAAGAAAAAAUUAAAUUGUUGUUAUUUAUCCUUAAGAAGAGAUUAAAAGAAAGGAAGACUUGGAGAUUUUUCUAUGGGAGAUCCAUUAACAGUUUACAAUGCAAUGUUAAACCCUGAUCAUUUGAAAUUUAAUGUUUUGAUGUAUAAAGAAUUAAAUCAAAUAUUUUGAUGACAAAAGAAAACAAAUCUUUGAAUACAUAUUUGUCAACAAUGUAGCAUAAUCAUGUCAGGCACAAAUAUCCAAUUUUCAGAUUUAUAUGAAAUAUUUCUAUAUAACCUUUUAAUUCCUUAUUGCAUUUUUUGACAUUAAUUGAAGUUGUUGCACAAUUCAUAACAUCAUGUCCGCAAUAUGACGGUCCACUCUGUUGCAAUACUGCAAGUUGUAUAUAUAAUAUCUAUCAAGUCUUGUCAGCUUCAUAAUGCUUUUCUUUCAUAUUAUGAACUGUGUAAACAAUGAAUAAAACUUUAUUUUGGUCUGUGUCAUCCAUUGUGAGGUCGAAAAAGUAGAAAGGUGAAUAUUUAUUGAAUAAGUAGUUUUCUGACUCAAACAAUGAAUUAAUUGAGAUUUUUAAGAAAGGUUACAUUGCAGAUAAACUGACUUGCCAUAUAUGUAGCAUGAUAAACAUUACCUCUCUGUUGCUGUUAAUCCUGGUAUAAUGAAAAGCAGAUCUUGACUUUGUAAUGUACACCUGAUCACUUUUUGUAUUAUUUGAGAUAUUUAAAUGAUGUGCAAGGGUUUAUUAGUGAGAGUAUUAUAACUUUUGUAUAAUAGUUGAGGGUGCUUUUCUUUACAUUUUUUUUUCAGUGUAGUAAAUUCAUAUACCCUUUCAUUCCUUUUUCUGCUGCAUUGGUUGUGGUUACUAAUAUUUUAAUUUUAAUACAUGUACAUGUAUGUGUUUCAAUCCUGGAUGCUGCAGUGGUCUUGUUUGUUUUUUGUUUUUUGUGUUCUUGUAUGAAAUAGAGAGAGGUUUCUGAUAUGAUAUAUAAGUAUGUAGGAAUACUUCAGGAAAGGAAACUGCUUGGCAUAAAACUAUUUUCUUUCUUAUCUAGAGCUAUUAUUAUUGACUUAAAAGUAAAAACUUCAAAUUUCAUGAGAAAAAAAUGGAAAUUAAUUAGAAAUUAGUGCAUCACAUAUCUGUAGAAUAAAAAACAGAGACAGAUUUAGAUAGCAUUAUAAAUAUAAACAAGAUGAUUAAAUGGACAUUGUUCAUGGCAACACAUUGAGUCAAAUUAAAGCCUAGACAUUCAGCAAGUGUCAUUUAUUCUUGAAGUUGUGUCACUUGUGACCAUGUAAGAUCUCUCUAUGAUAAAAUUUUCGAAUUUUUCUAUUUUUUUUUUACCUAUAAGAUCAUAGCAUGUAAUACAAGAUAUAUAAUUGUGUGUGUUGAAAAUGAUCUAAAUUUUCAUGAAAAAAGCUAUUGCAUCAAUCAUAUUUCUGACUUUUUCACACUGUCAAAAAUAUGCAGAAUUAUGAACCAUUUCACUUUAACAUGUUACUUUAUGAGUCCCUUGGUAUUGACAUGCUGAAAUAGAAAAUCAAAGCAUGCAAUGUUAUGUUUCCCAGAUAAAUGAAUAUGUUGUAUGUAGUGGGGUAUUAAUUUUGUUAUGAACAAAUUAGUCAUACUGAUAUCUUGUAGAUAAAAAUUGUAAAUUACUUCUUCCCUUUAAAAGCCAAUCAAGAAAACUUAGUAGAGAUAGGAAUUCAGCAUAAUCCAUAGGGAAGUCUGACAAUAAAUAAAAGCUAUAGUGUAUGUGAAUGGAUUAUAGUUUUAGGGAUACUUUAGCAUAGACUGGGGGAAUUAGGAAAGAAAUAUGAGUAACCAUUGAAUGAUAAAAGCUAUAUCCAUGUAGAAAUGUUUGUCUGUAGGAUUAUUUGCUUAUGAGUACCAUAAAUGAUAGAUUGUAUUUAUUUUUAGAGAAUGUGGAAUUAUAUAUAGGUAAAUUAAAACAUACAAAAUGUGCUAGUGACUGUACAUUAGACUUUCUAUAUUUGUUGUAUUGUAUUGACUUUUUAUUAAAACCAAAUUUAGAGACAUUUGUUGAAAUUCUGAAAUCCAUAACCCUGUCCUCAAUAUGAUUUUAAUAAACAAGUUAUCUGUAUCAGAUUAGAAUUUUGUUAAAGAAUUACUUCCCUUCAUACUAAAAUCUUCAAAGACUGUCAUUUUCUUGAGUAUGAGAAGGAGGCACAGUAUUGAUUACUGUGACUGCAGAGAAAAUUAUGGACAGUCAAUGUAAAUUUGAAUUUGACAUACAGAAUAUUAAGUGUUGUGUUCAGCAUUUCAUUUAAGGUAAUUUGAAGAGAUUGGAAAAUGUGUAGGUCCUAGUUAGAUAACUGUUAGAGUUAGGUAAAUAUUUAAGGAGUACAUUUUCUAUCUGUCACUUUGUGUUUUUACCUUUAAGCUUUAAUGUUAGUUAUUAUCACCUGUAAUUGUGAAAGAGGCUAUAGAAUUGGAACAUUUUGUGAGUUUUUGAAGUAAAUUUGGUAGGGGAAAAGAAAUAUAAAGAUGUGAAAGAAUUAAGUUUUAUUUCAAAAAGUGAAAUCUUUCAUUUUGCAACAUUGCAUUUAAAUCAGUGUAUAAUAAAAAUAUGAGAGAUAAUCUUCAUUUGCAGAUAGUCAUAUAAAUAUUCAUUUUGUACCCAAAAUCAUUUUAAUUUUCCAGUUAAAUUUAUUGUAAAUGUUAUUUAUAAAACAAAUGUUGAACAACAAGUAAGCUGCUCAUAUACCAUAGGUUUACAUAACGAUGAUUGUAAAUUUAUGUGUACAUAUAUUAUUUCCUUUUAGUGAAUGUGGUUUCAACAUCAAAAAAUGCACUAAAGAAAUUUAUACCAAAUAGUACACACUUUGUCAAAAUUGUUUUUCAUGUUCCUAGUACUUUCUGUUGCAUAAUAUGUACCAAUAAUGUAUACAAGACAUGUACUAGAUUUAUGUUACUGCAGUAAAUUAUUAUAACAUCA